Molecule: messenger RNA, 1271 nt
Organism: Tricharina praecox
Lineage: Eukaryota; Fungi; Ascomycota; Pezizomycetes; Pezizales; Pyronemataceae
Product: guanine nucleotide binding protein, alpha subunit
Exons: 4
Coding region: 124-1185 (353 amino acids)
Biological process (GO): G protein-coupled receptor signaling pathway
Cellular component (GO): heterotrimeric G-protein complex
Molecular function (GO): GTP binding; G protein-coupled receptor binding; GTPase activity
Source: RefSeq, a predicted model, not a curated record
UCGAUCGGAGCUUGUUUCGUUCCGAACUCCCACCUUUUUACUAGCGAACUCGCCACAUUCCUUCCGUGAAACCGUAUCGUCACCAAUUUCGAAAGAGACAAAAACCAACUACACGCCUCCAAGAUGGGUUGCGGCAUGAGCACAGAGGAGAAGGAGGGGAAGCUGCGCAAUGAGCAGAUUGAGAACACUCUCAAGAAGGAUAGGAUGAUGCAGAGGAACGAGAUCAAGAUGCUUCUUCUCGGUGCUGGAGAGUCUGGAAAGUCCACCAUCCUCAAGCAGAUGAAGCUCAUCCACGAGGGCGGCUACAGCCGCGACGAGCGGGAAUCCUUCAAGGAGAUCAUCUUCUCGAACACGGUGCAGUCCAUGAGGGUCAUCCUGGAGGCCAUGGAAUCGUUGGAGCUUCCUCUCGACGACAACCGCGGCGAGUACCACGUGCAGACCAUCUUCAUGCAACCCACACAGAUCGAGGGUGACAGCCUGCCUCCGGAGGUUGGCAAUGCCAUCAGGUCGCUGUGGCAGGAUCGUGGCGUUCAGCAGUGCUUCCAACGAUCGAGGGAGUACCAGUUGAACGACUCGGCCAGAUAUUACUUCGAUUCCAUCGACCGCAUCGCGCAACCCGAUUACGUUCCCAGCGAUCAGGAUGUCUUGCGCUCCCGAGUCAAGACCACUGGUAUCACCGAGACCACGUUCAUCAUCGGGGACCUGACGUACAGGAUGUUCGAUGUCGGUGGACAGCGUUCGGAGCGGAAGAAGUGGAUCCACUGCUUCGAGAAUGUCACCACGAUUCUUUUCCUGGUUGCCAUCUCCGAGUACGAUCAGCUGCUCUUCGAGGACGAGACCGUCAACCGUAUGCAGGAGGCGUUGACCCUGUUCGACUCCAUCUGCAACUCGAGGUGGUUCAUCAAGACCAGCAUCAUUCUGUUCCUCAACAAGAUCGAUCGAUUUCGCGAGAAGCUGCCCGUCAGCCCGAUGAAGAACUACUUCUCGGAUUACGAGGGCGGUGAAGACUACACGGCGGCAUGCGAUUACAUCUUGAACCGGUUCGUGUCGUUAAACCAGUCCGAGACGAAGCAGAUCUACACGCACUUUACCUGUGCCACGGAUACCACACAGAUCAGAUUCGUUAUGGCGGCUGUUAAUGACAUCAUCAUACAAGAGAACCUGAGGCAAUGCGGCUUAAUAUAAUGACUUGCAUUGACUGGCCACGGAAACGUAUCGAUUGUCCAGCCACAAUGCGACCAAGACUCUUUCGCCGUUUUCACUUGUCCCCG